Molecule: messenger RNA, 1656 nt
Organism: Bombina bombina (fire-bellied toad)
Lineage: Eukaryota; Metazoa; Chordata; Amphibia; Anura; Bombinatoridae
Gene: TXNDC15
Product: thioredoxin domain containing 15
Exons: 5
Coding region: 61-1083 (340 amino acids)
Biological process (GO): cilium assembly
Cellular component (GO): cilium
Source: RefSeq, a predicted model, not a curated record
AAGAGGAUCUUGGAACGCAGAACCGGAAGUGCAUGCGUUCCAGCUUUAGGUGCUGACAGAAUGGGCCCGUUUUUACGGGUUCUGGUUACCUGCUCUGCGUUAUGUCUGCUUCUGUUAUCUGUAGUUCGAGGAAGCCAGAGUGAUCCAGAAGUUGACAGUAAAUCAUUCAUUCCUCUUAGCCAGGAAACAGAGUCUUUUUUAUCAGAAAAUAUUGAAGAUGUCCAUAUACAUGAACCUAUUCAAUACAAGACUGCUGAAAUUGCAGAUGCCAUGCAGAGUACGGAUAUUCAGACUGACCCUGUUGUGCUCCUUUCUAUGGUUCCUGGACAAAUCAGAGACAAAGCAGAAGUAGAUGCUACAGUAUCAGUUUGCAAUGGUGCAAAAGAUGGUGUAGAUUGUGGUGCAUCAGAGAAAGACCCUGCAGAUGCUAAUGAGAGGACAAAAAGCCAAACGAAUGAGUCAUUACCAGAGGAGUUAAAAACAGAGGAAUCCAACACAACAGAUAAUGGCAAGGCCCUAAAAGUGAACUGUGAGGAGCGAAACAUUACUGGGAUUGAAAAUUUCACAUUACAAAUCCUUAAUGUUUCUCAGGACUUAAUGGAGUUUCUGAAUCCUAACAGCAGUGAGUGUACCCUUGCUUUAUUCUACAUUCCUUGGUGUCGCUUUUCUGCAAGUUUGGCUCCACACUUUAAUUCACUGCCACGGGCGUUCCCUACAUUACAUUUUGUGGCCUUAGACGCUUCCCAGCAUAGUAGUUUAUCAACUCGAUUUGGUACAGUAGCUGUUCCAAAUAUUCUGCUUUUCCAAGGAGCUAAGCCUAUGGCCAGAUUUAAUCACACUGAACGGACCUUUGAUGCACUAAAAGCUUUCAUAUAUAACCAGUCAGGCAUUGAAGCUAAACCGGAUAUAGUCAUUUCCGAAGCUGACUGUGAAGGCCCACUACCUUGUGAACCAAUUGAAGGAAUUGACUGGUUGCUUGUAUUCUCUUGUCUUUAUGUUACCAUCUUCAUAUUAUAUGCAACUGUGCAGACAGAGAGUAUUCGCUGGCUUAUACCUGGUCAGGAACAUGAACACCAGGAAUGACGCAUUAUAGUAAUGUUUAAGAAACACCUGCAAAUAUUGUUUCCACUAAGAAAGAGACUUAUAUGUAUAAAACACUGCAGUUAUUUAUAGACUUUAGAUGAUUAUCAAUGUGUAGAAAAUUCCACAAACAAAUAAGAUAUUGCUUGCCUUUGAGUCAGCUUCGUCAGAAAUGUCAUAUUGGUUCAAGUAUUCAAGAGGGAUAUUGUCAUGUGCCUUUAUUGUUGGCACUCAAGUCCGGAAAUUUAAAUGAAUAGUGCUUGAAUCUGUUUUAUUGUUCCAUGGAAUACAGGACUUUUCUUGUUUGUGGAUAUAAUUCCCAUUAGAAAAAUAACAUCACAGAAAGUGGACGGUGAUGUACAGUGAACAAAAUGGGAGCAGAUAACAUAGUGACCGCAGAGAGAAGUUAUGAAUUAAUUUUGUACUAAAAGAUGACCUUUUUGAUUUUUACAGGAAUUCAUGAGUUUGUCCAUUACCUAUAAAAAUGGUAACCUAGUUGAAGUCGCUUGAAUAACAUUAACUUAAACAUGACAGCAGGAUAACAAUUAAAUAAAAAGUAAGAAUUCCUGACUCUGA